Molecule: messenger RNA, 1692 nt
Organism: Chlorella variabilis
Lineage: Eukaryota; Viridiplantae; Chlorophyta; Trebouxiophyceae; Chlorellales; Chlorellaceae
Exons: 5
Coding region: 1-1692 (563 amino acids)
Cellular component (GO): membrane
Molecular function (GO): starch binding
Source: RefSeq, a predicted model, not a curated record
AUGAGGAGCACCUUUGCGCUCAAGGCACCCUGCGCCACCGCCCGGGCUGUUCCACGCAGCCUGGGCCGGCCCGUUAUCCCCUCCGCCAUGAGACAGCCCAGGCCCCUGAGGCAGGCAGGCCCCCCGCGCAGCGCCAUUCGGGCCUACGGGGGCGGGAAUGUCGAUGUGACGUUCACCCUGCAGAGGAAGGUGUGCUUCGGCCAGUCGGUGGUGCUGACGGGCGACGCGGAGGAGCUGGGGGGCUGGGACCUGGGGCGAGCGCCGCGCAUGGAGUGGAGCGAGGGCCACAACGGCGAGCACCACUGGACCGCCACCGUCAGCCUGCCGGCGGGCGCCACCCUGGAGUACAAGUUUGUGAUCGAGGACAAGAACCACAGCGAGCCGAUGUGGGAGUCCUGCUGGAACCGCAAGCUCACUGUGGACGCGCGCAACACCGAGCUCUACGGCUACUGGAACCAGCCGAUUGAGGAGGAGGCGUAUCAGGCUGACGCCGCCGCCGCCGCCUCCACCUACGCCGACAACGGCCUGUCCUACACCGGCUCCGCCGCCAACGGGUCCGUCAAUGGCAAGGUGAAGCUCUCUGCCGCUGCGGAGGCAGCCGUCAGCGACAUCAUCGCCCAGGCUGAGGCCACCGCCCAUGUGGCUGUCCCCGCGAUGGCGGGCGCGGCCGUCAACGGCGGCAGCCACAAGGUCAACGGCUGGGAGAGCCGGGGCCGCUCCCCCGCGCCCGUGGGCGGCGCCGGCCUGUCCCCCGAGCAGCGCGCAUUCCUGGAGCGCAAGGCAGCCGAGGCGCGGGGCGCGUCCACCAUGCCCGCCCGCCUCAACGGCGCCGCGCCGGCGGCGGUGGGCCUGUCUCCUGAGCAGCAGGAGUUCCUGGAGCGCAAGCGCCGCGAGGCCAGCGCCACGCCGCCGCCGACGCCAGCCCGGGGCCGCAGCCCCGCGCCCACCCGCGGCCGCAGCCCCGCGCCCACCCGCGGCCGCAGCCCCGCGCCCACCCGCGGCCGCAGCCCGACCCCAGUCCGUGCCAGCAGCUCCCCCGCAUCGGCCGGCCUGUCUGCCGAGCAGCGCGCCUUCCUGGAGCGCAAGCAGCGCGAGACCAGCUCCUCCCCUGCCCCCUCCCGCGGCCGCAGCCCAACCUACACUCCCGCCACCACCACUGCUGCUGGGCUCACCCCGGAGCAGCAGGCGUUCCUGGAGCGCAAGCGGCAGGUCAGCGCAUCCCCCGCGCCGGCGCCCUCUCGCGGCCGCAGCCCUGCGCCCACCCGUGGCCGCAGCGCCGCACCUGCCAGCAGCGCGGCUCCCAGGGGCCUGUCGCCCGAGCAGCAGGCAUUCCUGGAGCGCAAGAGGCAGGUCACCGCGUCCCCAGCGCCUGCCGCCGUCAGCAGCUUCAGCAGCGCGGCUCCCAGGGGCCUGUCCCCUGAGCAGCAGGCAUUCCUGGAGCGCAAGAGGCAGGUCAGCGCGUCCCCGGCGCCCACCCGCGGCCGCAGCGCGGCCCCCGCUCGCGCCAGCAGCUCCCUUGCAUCGGCCGGCCUGUCUGCCGAGCAGCGCGCCUUCCUGGAGCGCAAGCAGCGCGAGACCAGCUCCUCCCCUGCCCCCUCCCGCGGCCGCAGCACCAGCGCCAGCAGCUCGCCCGCCCCGGCCGGCUUGUCUGCUGAGCAGAUUGAGUUCAUGAGGCGCGCCGGCAAGCUCUGA